Molecule: messenger RNA, 1208 nt
Organism: Rhodofomes roseus
Lineage: Eukaryota; Fungi; Basidiomycota; Agaricomycetes; Polyporales; Fomitopsidaceae
Product: acyl-CoA N-acyltransferase
Exons: 2
Coding region: 213-1022 (269 amino acids)
Molecular function (GO): protein N-terminal-serine acetyltransferase activity; protein-N-terminal-alanine acetyltransferase activity
Source: RefSeq, a predicted model, not a curated record
CCUUGCCCAAGUACAGCGCCAUUCUGGACCCGCGCAACAGAAUUACCUGCAUAGUAUACCGGUUGAUCAUGCCAUGGACUUGCUCGAGUCAACGCCCCAAGCCUGCGAAGCGCCAGUGGAAGAGGCCUUCGGUAGCAUAAAGAGCAGCACUCAAUCCAAUAUAGGGAUCAGCGCGACCUCCGACCUGCACUGAUAGCCCAUCAUUCGCAAGGAUGUCGAAGACCUACGUGAACAACUACAAGCCGCCCGCACCGACCCCUAUCGCCGAUGUCGACGCCGUGUUAUCCUCGACAGAGCCCUACGAUGUCAACUUCGCGUUCCCCAUCCACCUCGACACGCUGUCGUGCCCGACAGUUCGCAUCGCGCCGUUCGUCCCAGCACUCCAUCUGAAGACAUACUGGGAGCACGUCGGGCCGAAGGCGCCCGAGCUGUUCAGAUUCUACACCUUCUGCCCGGAGGGGUACACGGAUCUCAUCCCCUUCUUCGAGCGGUUCCGCGCGAACCCCGAGUGGUGCAUGUUCGCGGUGUUCGACCGCACGCGGAAGACGGGGGAGGCGGCGCAGGACGGCGAGGACGGCGAGUUCGCGGGUGUCAUGUCGCUGUACAACACCUCCGCCGCCAAUCUCCACACCGAGAUCGGCUUCGUCCUCAUCUUCCCCAAGUUCCAGGGCACGCACGUCGCCCGGACAUCGAUAGGGCUCCUGCUGCGCUAUUGCUUGGAGAAGCCGGACGCGCCCCUGCCCGGGCUGGGCUUCCGCCGCAUUCAGUGGUGCGCCAAUCCGCAAAACGUUAAAUCAGUAGGGCUGGCGAAGCGGUUGGGGUUCAGAGAGGAGGGCGUGCUGCGUUGGAUGUACUUCCUCAGCCCCGAUCUGCCGGACACGAUCAAGGAGGUAGCAACGGUGAAGAAAGACAAGGACGGUCAAGUUGAAGGGUAUGGCAGGUUCACUAUCUACCUGGGGCAUUGCUGGGAUGAUUGGGAGGAAAGAGGGCGUGCUUUGAUUGAGGACGUACUACGGAAGUAGAAUAAUAGGGAGAACGGCAGAGAACUUGACCUCGCAAAGCAUCCGAGAGUCAAUGCAUAAAUGGGCCCGGGGUCACAAUGACAGACGUUUCAGUGAACGUAUGCGUUCGAAGGAGGGCACUACACAAAUCGGCGUCAGUGUCACUCAAACGGCGAGGGAUGGAUAGAACAUGAAGCUUUGAAGCUU